CUCGCAUGUGGUUCAGUACGGACGUUGUUCGCCCGACGAUAUAGACAUACGUGCCCGACCGUCGCCGCCGCACUGACCCGCCGCCGAUACCGCCGCCGCCGACGCCACUGAUCGCAAAAUAUAAGCAACCAGACAUGAAGAUGAGCAAAGUGGGCAACCAAACCAACUCGCAAGACCCUCAGGCGGUUAACUCUCGGGUUUUCGUGGGAAAUCUCAACACAUUUCAAUGUAGCAAAACCGACGUCGAAAGAAUGUUUCAAAGAUACGGUCGUCUAGUGGGUAUAUCGAUGCACAAAGGAUUUGCUUUCGUUCAGUUCACUAAUCCCUUUGACGCUCGCAGCGCCUGUGUCGGAGAAGAUGCCCGCACCGUUUUGGGACAAACAUUGGACGUAAACCUAGUGGCCGAACCGAAACCGCAUCAGACCGGUAGGAAAAGGCAAAACUUAUCAAAAACCGGAAACGACUGGGAAUAUUAUUACAACAGCUAUUACGCCGCUUCGUCGUCAACGAUAUCGCCGCCGACCGCUGUGGUGGGCAACAAUUGCAACGGCGGUGGAUCAAAGGCUUCCAAACGUCAAAAGGUCAGCCAUCAGUUCUCGGCGAAGGGUGGUCGUAACCAGAACGGAGGGUGUGGUGGCGGUCAACCGACGGCCGGACAAGGUCUACAGCAACAGCCGCAUCAUGCCAUCGUGCCGGACCAACUCAAACUCUACAGCAAUCCGGAUAUACUGAUAUGUGGCAACUGUCGGGAGAUGUUCACCGAACUGCAAGGUCUGUUGGAUCAUAAGAAGGAAUACUGCAAACUCAGGUUCACGUGCAAGUGUAACAACUCAGUCAAGCCCAAUUUCAACAACAAUAACAAAUGGCCCGGAAACUUGAACGAUGGCUGCUUAUCUCUGGUGUGCGUCCAGUGCAAAGAAUCGUUUGACAGCGCCUGGGAUCUCAUGGUGCACGCGCAAUCGGCUCACAUGAUGAACGUCUACCAGUUGACCACCAGGGACCAGGUAACGGCGUCGCCAGUGGGCACAGAAUCGGAAAACGGAUCAACGUGUUCCGUGGGUGCUCAAGUGAACAUUGACGAGGACGCAAACGGGUCGGCGGAUGAGUCUCUAUGUGGUGGACGUAACGAGUUGUACGAGCCGAUGGACAGCGAUCGCGAACCCAAUCUAACCUCUCCGGCGGCAAUGACCUUUAUCAGUGAAACGGAAAAGGAGUUGACCGAUACACCGCCGAUGACAUCUUCCUGUCAGACUUGUCUCAUCCAACAGCCUAACAUCCAAGCGCUCAUGGGCGUCCAUUGAACCACAAACAAAUAACUAUAUUAUAAUUUCGUCUCCAUAAUAUAUUCUAGUAUAUUAUUAUAUCAUAUAAUUAUCUAUAUAGAUUCGCUUUUCGAACUAACACCGCCGCCCGAACACUAGGCAACUUCCGCACCAUCGAUACGGCCAAUGCCCAAUACAGCAAUAUUAUUAUUAUUAUCAUUAUCAUUAUUAUUGUAAUUGUUGUUAUUGUUGUUAUUGUAAUAUAAUAUUAUAAUGUACCUAACCUACGACGCCUAUUGGAAAACAAUGACGCAAUACGUUUGUAUUAUAUUAAAUAAUUUAAACAAUCUGAAGCCCUUGACGAUUCCGUGCGAAAGUAUCUUUAUAUAGCAUUAUUAUUAUUAUUUAUUAUUAUAAUAUAGCAAUUGAUUUAUAUGUUAGUUGAAAACGACAUUCUUUCAGUCAUUUUAUUUGUCACCACUACAUUAAUAUUAAUUAUACGUUGAUUAUUGAAUAUCACCUAACCUGGGUACGGUGUACAUAACACUCAUCGUUUAAGACGUCUAUAAUAAUAUUUAUACCCAUUAAUGUAUCGUUUUGAUUUUAAUUUAACUAUAACCUAUUAAUGCACCAUAACAAUAUCGAAAAUUCUACACAUGCACAAUACAAUACAUGUUUCAGUAUGCUGCAGAGUAAUUUUUUUGACGAAACAAAUUAUAAUUAUUCGGGUAACUAGCUUCGGGUAUACUAUACACGGGGCAAUUCAUUAAAAGAUCUUACUCUUCAUAUUGCAUUUGGGAAAUGUUACAAUCUUAUGUUAUAACAUAAUAAACAAAUCAUAAUGAACAAAGUCGGUUAGGACCUAGGUUAGAUUAGUUUUUUUUAGCUAUACAUCAUAAGAUAUUUUGUGGAACAUAAUCACUCCCAAAUGCUUCCUGGGUCAUUUUAUAGACAAGUUUUAACGUUUUUUGAAAUAUUUUUUUUUUUAGACAAUUUUAAGUAUUUUCACUAUAAGAUUUUUGAAAACAAAAUAUAUUUUUACCAUUUUCAUCGUUAUUAUUUUUAAAGGUUUUCACGUUUUUAAAUUAAAGCGUACCUACAUCAACGUAAUAUUAUAUGCUUUGGAAUAUGGCAUUUAAAUGUAUGUUGUAAAAAAUAAGUAAAAAUUUAAAAAACAAUUUAACGAUAAAAAUUGAUAAAUAAUUAUUAAAAUAUUUCCAAAAAUCUUUAGCGUUGAGAAUGAGUAUUAACCUUUUAAAAGAAAUGCCGUGUAAAUGAUCUAAUCGUAUUGGAUUCGCAUUGAAACGAACAAGAUACCGUUUCAAUAAAUUAUAGUUGUAGUAUACCCGCACUCUGCACCAUACUGCGCCUAUAUAAUAUACCUACUUAUCAGUGUUAGGGAAAAACUCAUUGAUUAACAUAUUAUUAUGUUUCGAGUUCAUAAAUAUUACCUACACUUAAUAUUUUAAAUUGAUAAACUUCAAAGAAUAAUAUAUUCAUUGGAUUUCUCAAUAGUUAGUGAAAUUAAUCACACCACACGAGUAAAAAAUAAAAGUUCAAUCGCUUAAUCAAUGAUUAAUUUUGUUUAGUUAUAUUUUUAUUAGUUAUAAGAUAUAUUUUUUACCCAACACUGAUGAUACUUCUUAUGAUAACUAUAAUAAAAUUAUGUGUAUAAAAAAAAAUUUCUGUUGUUAACUCGACUAGCAUAUACUAAUUGUAUAGGUACGAUUUGUUUUCUUUAUAUAAUGUUAAGUAAUACAUAUCAUUACGUUUAAACGCAUAACGGUUAGACCAUUAUGUAUCCAAAUUUAUAUAUUAUUAUUACAUUUUUCGUCAUACAUAUUAUAUUAUAUUCAUGUGUAUACUACAAUCGUAUUAUACCCACUUAGCCUACAAACAAUUGUGUGGUCUAAUAUUAUUGUACUCUAGUCUAAUAAGUUUAAUAAAUUGUUUGGCAAUAUUUAA
Messenger RNA from Metopolophium dirhodum (rose-grain aphid), 3227 nucleotides. Its product is annotated as heterogeneous nuclear ribonucleoprotein C-like 3. The record is from RefSeq and is a predicted model, not a curated record. Bases 135 to 1301 code for a protein of 388 amino acids. The transcript is spliced from 10 exons. Gene Ontology annotation, cellular component: nucleus. Gene Ontology annotation, molecular function: RNA binding. NCBI's taxonomy places the organism in Eukaryota, Metazoa, Arthropoda, Insecta, Hemiptera, Aphididae.